UUCAAAAUAUGUGCAAUUUAGAACUUUGAAUUUUAAUUGAAGAAUGAAUUGUAUGAAUGUUGUUAAUAAUGUUGCCUAGUGAAACACAUAUUAAGAAGAUAUUCACUUCCCCUUACAAGUGAUAUAUUUAAUUAUACGAGUCAGAAAUGUUAUUUAAUGAGGCCCCGUACAAAUUUGAAGUCAUCUAUAACUUUUACUUAAAAUUUGUGUCGGAAAUAUUAGUUUACAUUAGAAAUUUCAUACUGUACAUUGGCGUUUGGUUGAUAGGAUAUUUAUGCGUGUGCUGUGUGGUUUACCGCCGUUACGCGAGGAAGUUGCCAACCCGAAUUCGUGGAGCUCUUGGUGCUAAGAGAGUGCUAUUGGUGAUCGCCCAUCCGGACGACGAGUGCAUGUUUUUCGGCCCCACGAUCUUCAGAUUGUGUGAGCAAGGCGCUGAAGUGUAUAUACUUUGUUUAUCCAACGGUAAUUUUGAAGGAAAGGGAAGUCAGAGAAGAAAAGAGCUAUGGGAAGCAUGCCAACAUCUUGGAGUUCCCGAUACAAAUAUUUGCCUCAUUACAGACUCAAGAUUACUGGACAGUCCAAAAGCACAAUGGCCUGUUCCAGUUAUAGCAAAACUUAUAGAGCACAGAUUGGAAGCUUUUGACAUUGAUACACUUGUCACCUUUGAUAGAGGUGGGAUCUCUUCACAUCCUAACCACUCUGCAGUAUUUUAUGCAGUUGCUUAUAUGUUUGUUGAAAAGAAUAUGCCUCAAAAGUGCUCAGUAUACACGCUGGAUUCUGUAAAUAUACUAAGAAAGUAUUUGGGGUUUUUAGACUUGCCACUAAGUUUUGUACUGUCUUCCAAAAGGUAUUUCCUUCGUUGGACGGAAAGUCGUCGAGUGACGCGCGCUAUGAAACGCCACAAGAGUCAAAUGGUGUGGUUUAGGUAUUUAUAUAUAAUGUUUUCCAGGUACAUGGUUAUUAAUACUCUUAGAAAAAUCAAUCUUGCCGAUAUUGAACUAGAAUUAGAGGUUGAUGACUAAUGAUUAUGAAUAUUACAACACACAUUGAAGCAAUGUGGUAGAUGCCAGCUCUAUAUCUGAAUAGAAGCUCUCUCACAGAAGUUGCCUGAGCCCUACAGUGGGAUAUUAAUUAGGCUGUUUGUUGAUUACGACUUGGUCGUUUAAUGACAUUUUUUUGUUGUUAAGUGUGUCAGAUUUUCCCCUCCAACUAAGUCUGAAGUUUUUUGCUAAAAGUGGGAAUGCCAAUAAUUUAAUAUGUGAGAUGAAAACCUGCAACCUUCUGGUUUUACUCAACCUCCUAACUAUUAACUAAUUACUAUCGAGGCGUAAUUUAGUUGUAUUGCGGUUAUAUACAAAUCCUAAUUUGAUAGGAUUUAAAUUCACUGCCAGAAAGGCUUUAAAAAAAAAAAUGUUUUUGUCAGUAGAUACAAAAUAAUUAAAAAAGAGUACCUAUUUGAAUAUUUUUAUCGGUUUCGUUAAACGAUCGCAAUUGAUUGACACCGCCGCCGCACCGCGCCGCUGAUACUCAAUAUGGGAUAUUUCGUAUGCACCAAACUGUUGAUUUAGUUUUUUUACCAACGAAUAGAAGAUAUUGGACGGAUUAACUGGGGUCACUGUUAGACGACGAAAAAAAGUCACUGUAUGAAAUAAAUUAUUUGACUUGAUUAUUCAUUCUUAACACUAGUUUAUAUUGCUAUCUCAGUGCUUAUAUAGCGAGAUUUUGAGACCUAAAGCGCCUGUUCACUGUAGUUCUACUAAGUUAACAUACUGGAUACAUUACUGGGUAUGUUUUUAAAACCCACCAACACAAAAUAUAUUCUCAGGUCACAUGGGGGAGGCGAUGCAAUCGUGUUUUUAUUAUUUUUACUGUUUUACAAUUUUCCAAAAAUCUAGUAGGUCAUUAUGAUACGAUAUACAUAAAUACUCUACCGCAUUGAUUUUUUCAAGCAUCUCAAAUAAAUUAACAUCAUUUAGUGCAUUGAAAUUUAAAAAAAAAACCAAAAAGCAGUUCCAUAUUUUUAAUAUCAUACUGAUAACAACAUUUAACAUCUAAGCUACUACCUACUUAGUUAUUUAUAUAUUUUCUUUUUGUUAUUAGCUAUUAUUAAUGCACUUAAAUAAUAGCUAACAUUAAAAAUCUUUGCCUAGUUGAUCUAGUGGUUAGCCUUUUUUAAUUACGAAUCACGAGGAUCUGGGUUCGAAUCAAAAGCAAGCCAAAAACUUAUUAGAUUAGGGGUUUUCUUUUAAAGAAUUCUCAGUACAAGCACAUAAAUUUGAGAAUUUUCAACUAGUCAUAAUAAUCGUUAAAGCCCACCAACCCACAUCGGAACAGCGUGGUGGGUCCAUGUUCUAUAACCCUCCGUGCUAUGAGAUAAGAGGCCUUUGCCUAACAGUGGAACGUUCAUGGGGGUUGUAUGUAGUGUAAGUAUUUAUGCAAAUAUAAAAGUGCUAGGACUAGUAAUCCUGUCAAACGCUUUAUUAGUGCAGUUUAGUGUUCAACUAAAGUACACUUGUAAAAAAAUAUAAGUUAAGUCUUAUAUGUUGCGCAAAUAUAAAUGUAUGCGUGUGAACAUUUUCUCAUGUUGCACAUGAGACCUCACUUGUAAGAUGUUGAUGAUUUGUAACUGAGUGGCCGUUAAAAAAUCCUUCAGCUGCUUUUAAUUAUUGUAGGUCUGUGUAUUCCUUUUACAAAGAACCUGUAUCCAAACAACCAGAGCAGAGUUAAAGGCACAUAUAGAAAAAGAAAAUGAA
Molecule: messenger RNA, 2753 nt
Organism: Pararge aegeria (speckled wood butterfly)
Lineage: Eukaryota; Metazoa; Arthropoda; Insecta; Lepidoptera; Nymphalidae
Gene: PIG-L
Product: N-acetylglucosaminyl-phosphatidylinositol de-N-acetylase
Exons: 4
Coding region: 147-1022 (291 amino acids)
Biological process (GO): GPI anchor biosynthetic process
Cellular component (GO): endoplasmic reticulum
Molecular function (GO): N-acetylglucosaminylphosphatidylinositol deacetylase activity
Source: RefSeq, a predicted model, not a curated record